ACCAAUCACGUACUAUACAUAUAUAUUCCCUUUCAUUUCCUUCUUUCCGCUUCACGGCCUUAGGGUUUUGUCUCAAUCAAAUACCGAAGCUUCAAAUUUAAGCGAAUCCCAAAAUCAAAUCCCAAGUUCUCUCAGCUUGUGGAGGAAGCAAAUUUUCCUUCAAGUUUGUUUUGUUAAUCUGCAAUGGGGGAUGAGGAAAACAAUUUUCAACCUUCAAAAAAGAGGGCUGCCGGGGUGCAAUUAUCUCGAGAUAACCCUGGUCUUGAUGAUGAUGGAACCUCUGAACCAGAGACAGGAAGUUUCAAAAAGGCUAGUGACGAGGUUCUGGCAAGUAGAAGAAUAGUUAAAGUUCGUCGCCAUCAAACAUCAACUCCAUCAGUCCCUACCUCUGCCCCAGCCCCUUCUUCUAAUCCUUUUGCUGCGAUACAUCUGGUUCCUCUUCCUGGUUCUGCUACUUCAGAAAAGGUUGAAGAGAGUGGUGUUGCGCGAAAGGAAAUUGAACAAAUUGAUAAGAAUGAUAACCAAUUCAAGAACAAGGUUGAUGAGCCAAAGGAUGAAUCUACUGUAGAGGAUGCCAAAACUGAUAUCAAGGACGAGAAUGCCAAGCAAUCUGAAAGUGAAGUUGAGGAAUCGAAAGCUGAAUUAAAUGCAGGGAAGGGGGGUGAAACUGAUGAUGUCAGUGAGCCAAAAAAAAGCAAUUCUGCUGAUGAGAAGGCAGAAGAAGGCGAGAAGUCUACUGUCAAAGCCAAGAAACCUACAGAAAACGUCGUCACCGAGAAGGAAGUAGGGAAAGAUGCAGAAGCCGAGAAAACAGAGGAAAAUGGUAGUGGUGAUAAAAAUAUCGGAAGGGGUGCAGAAAGUUCACCCUUCGGCUCAUUUCAGCAACUUUCUAGUAGCCAAAAUGCUUUCACUGGACUUACAGGGACGGGGUUUUCCAGUUCUACAUUCUCUUUUGGAUCAAUUCCUAAAGAUGGAUCUCCACCAGGUUCUGGUUCCAAUUUUGGGUUGAAGAAUGACCUGCUUUCUUUUGGCUUUGGUGCUUCUGGUAAUGGAAGUUCUUCCAUUUUUGGAACCUCGGGUCCAAAUAUAAACAACAGUGGGGGAAAUGCAUUCUCUUCUAUGCAGGAGGUCCCUGUUGAAACAGGAGAAGAGAAUGAGAAGGUUGUUUUCACAGCUGAUUCUGUGCUGUUUGAAUUUAUUGAUGAAGUUUGGAAGGAACGAGGGAAGGGGGAACUUAAGGUCAAUGUCUCCACAACAGGGAUAAGAAAAGCUAGAUUGAUUAUGAGAGCCAGAGGAAAUUAUCGGUUGAUUUUGAAUGCCGGUCUCUUCCCAGACAUGAAGCUGACUAAUAUGGACAAGAAAGGAAUAACUUUUGCCUGUGUGAAUACUGUCGGUGAAGGAAAAGACGGACUUUCUACUUUUGCUUUGAAAUUUAAGGAUGCCUCCAUAGUUGAAGAGUUUCGAGCUGCUGUCACAGAGCAUAGAGGUAACACUGUCGUUCCUCUGAAGACCCCUGAAAAUUCUCCCUAGUCAUCAGAUGAAUAAGAAUUGUUCGAUAUUGCUUCUGAUUAAAUUCUAUUUUCCGUUCAUAUAUCACUUCCAGUGCCUUAUCUUUUUUACUUUUCUUCCUGAAGAGGAAAACGAAAGCAAGAGAAAAUGUAUUGCUUGAGAGUCUGAUUAUGAGUGAGUUUCCAUGUACUAAUUACCAGUCCAAUAUCCAUUUUGUUGUUGUCUCUCUCCUGUAGACCUUGACAGAUUACUAUAACGUCUCUUUCUUUUAGCAAAUUCCGAAUUUCUGAAUCA
Molecule: messenger RNA, 1803 nt
Organism: Olea europaea var. sylvestris
Lineage: Eukaryota; Viridiplantae; Streptophyta; Magnoliopsida; Lamiales; Oleaceae
Product: nuclear pore complex protein NUP50A-like
Exons: 2
Coding region: 184-1530 (448 amino acids)
Biological process (GO): intracellular transport
Cellular component (GO): nuclear pore; cytoplasm
Molecular function (GO): GTPase activator activity
Source: RefSeq, a predicted model, not a curated record